UCAUACGAUCAUAAUGAUGAUUUAAAAAAUCAUCAUAAUUAUUCGAAAUAGAAUAAGGUGAUAAAAUGUUAGGCGAUCAAAACCAGAUGAUAUCAUCGAAUCAAUCAUCAUCAUCAUCAUCAUCGUCAUCUUUUAUUCUUUCCACAAUGUUGACCAAACACGGUGAAAAAGAGUUGCUCAUUUUAAAGAAUAAAGAACAUGAAUCAUGGAUUCAUUGUUUUUUGCAAGAAAUUCAACAUUCAAAUUCCUCAUCAUCAUCAUCAUCAUAUUCAUCAUCACAUUUAUCUCAAUCAUCACGUGAUCGUACUUCAUCCGGUUCAUCGGAUUCAUCAAUUCGAGAUGAUCUUAAGAAAAAAAAACGAGCCAUUGUUAAAUUGCAACAACAUUUGCAACAAGAAAUGCCUGAAAUGUCCGAUGAACAACGGAAACAAUUUUAUGAUUUUGCCCUUACUCGUAUAUUCGAUUUGAUGGUCGGUGAAUCAGCAACGAAUUUGAUUGAUGUUAAAUCCGGUAUAAUGUUGAUGUGUAUAUUGUUGGAUGCUCCUAUAUCGGAAAAAAAACGACCACCAAUUUGUGCACCAUUCGCUAAUCACCUACGCAAUGUAAAUCUAAAUUCAUCUGAUUUAGAACUAUUGGAUCUGAUUGCCUGUGCUGUUGGUAAAAUUGCAUUGAAUUCCGGAUCAUCGACACCAAAUUUUGUUGAAUUUGAAAUUCGUCGUGCCAUCGAAUUGAUUGGGAAUGAAAAAAAUGAUCUCCAAAAACGCCAUUCGGCUAUUUUAAAUCUACGUGAAUUAGCCAAUAUUACACCAUCAUAUUUUUUCAAUCAUGUGAUGCAUAUUUUUGAAAAUAUUUUCAUUGCCAUUUAUGAGCCGAAACUAAGAGAACCCGCAAUUGCAGCUUUAAGAUCGGCGUUGUCCGUUGUUGUUCAACGUGAACGUCUAGCAUCGAAUAUUUCAUCAUCAUCAUCAUCAAAAUCCUCUUCGGCUGCUCGUUCUCGUAUUGAUCAACAGAUACCCAUGUGUUAUGAAUUAUGUUACAAAGAAGUGAUUAAAAGUUUUGAAGAUCGAGAUCGAUCAUCAAAAGAUCGUGAUGAUCGAAUUCAUGCCGCUUUAUUGAUAUUAAACGAAUUAUUCCGAUGUUCACAUGAUUCAUCAGUCAUAUUUCGUGAUUCGAUUAGCCGACAAUUGGAUUUUCUUUACAUCAAUCUUCGUGAAUUAAAUGAUUUUAAUUCGUUCUAUUUUUCCAACUAUUUAUUCGGCCAUUUUGAUUAUCCAAUUUCAUUCGAUACAAUUGGCCAAAAUGUAUCGAAUUCGUCGAAAAAAUCACAUGGACAAAGUGGUGGUGAUCAUUUAUCUGAUUGGCAUUAUGGAUAUCUAACGAAAUUAUUUCGAAACAAUACUAAUCUAGAUUCAUCAACAAUGCCAUUAAUGUAUGGUCUUCGUACAUUACAAUCGAUGGUUAAUUAUCAUAAAGAAAUGGGUCUAGCACCGAUUCUAUCAUUUUUUCAUAAACGUAAAUUCUCAAAACUAAGCACACUUUGUCAUCAAUUGAUUCAGAAUCAUUUUGCCGCCAUUUGUUCACAUUUAAUUUCGUUGUUGAAAUUGAAAAAUUCAUUACAAAUCAAUCAGGUUUUAUUAUUGGUUCUACCAUCAUUAACAUCAUUGAAUCCUAAAGAUUUUUCACAAACUGGUCAUUAUGUCAAUGAUUCUAUACAAUAUCUAUUGAUUUGUAUUAAAAAUUCAGCCUUACGAUCAUUGGCAUUCAUAUCGCUUGGUUUGUUUGCAUUAUCAAUCAAAGAUGUUUCAGAAAAUGCUAUCGAUCAACAUUUACCGUUAAUGAUUAGCCAGAUUCGUCAAUGUUUUCCUGGUAAAGAUCAUACACAUCAUCAUCAGUCAACACCAUUAUCAUCAUCUACAUCGAAAAAACAUCGACAACAAUCAUCGAUGACAAAUCACCAUCAUCCGGAUCCUGCCAUAUUUACUUGUCUAUCUUUUAUUGCACAAGCUGUUGGUAGAAAAAUUUGCUCAGAAAUAGCUGAAAUGUUACCAUCAAUGCUUUCGAUGGGCCUCAGUGAACCAUUAGUGAAUUCAUUAUAUGAUAUUUGUAAAUACAUACCUGAACUUAAACGAGAUAUACAUGAAGGCCUGUUGAAGAUUCUUAGCUUAAUCAUAAUGGAUCGUCCAAUGAUUCGUCCUAAAUUGUUGGCAGCUGAUGGUGGCAGUUCAUCAUUCAUGUCAUUAUCCGCUCAUAGUCUUAGCGGUGGUUCAAUUGAUCGUUCAAUGGAUUCAUCGAUUACAAUGUCUACGACCGAUUUGGAAACAUUGAAAUUAGCAUUGAAAGUUUUGGGAAGAUUUGAUUUCAAACCACAAUAUUUUUUCAUGUUUCUACCACAUUGUGCCAAUCAAUAUUUAAUGCAUGAAAAUCGAGAAAUACGAUUAGAAGCCGUACAUACGUGUUGUCAACUAUUGAAACCAUUUCUAAAGCCAAACAAUGGUUUUGAAAAGAUGACAAAAGAUGUUUUACAAAAACUGCUUAUAGUUGGCAUAACCGAUCAAGAUAAAUUUGUUCGCUAUUCUGUUCUAUCACGUUUGGAUGAAUAUUUUGAUUAUUACCUGGCACAGGCAAUUAAUCUUGAAUCACUUCAACUAACUGUUUAUGAUGAAUGUUUUGAAAUUCGUGAACUUGGUGUUUGUAUUAAUGGACGUUUAUCGAGCUUAAAUCCAGCAUAUGUGAUGCCAUUUUUAUUGCGAGUAUUGUUACAAUUUCUUAGUGAAUUUGAACAUUCUGGUAUUGCAAAAAAUCUAGAACAAUCGGCAAGAAUGUUAGGACAUUUAUUAGCUUCUGCACCAAGAUUUUCUCGUCCAUAUACUGAACCAAUAUUAAAAGUUUUUCUGCCUAAACUUCGUGAUCCACAACAAUCACAAGCUGUGGUUACAGCUGUAAUGAGUGCUGUUGGUGAAUUGGCCAUUGUUUCCGGAUUAGAAAUGCGUGCCUAUUUUUAUGAAUUAUUUCCAAUAAUAUUGGAUGCCGUACAGGAUACAAAUUCAUUUCAAAAACGUGAAAUUGCACUCUGGACAAUGGGUAGAUUGAUUGAAAAUUGUGGCUAUGUGAUUGAACCAUAUACAAAAUUUCCCACAUUAAUGGAGGUAUUGUUUUCCAUAAUGAAAUCUGAACCAACUAAAUCAUCACAGCUUAUACGGCGAGAAACUAUACGAGUUCUUGGAUUGUUGGGUGCUGUUGAUCCAUAUUGGCAUAAAAUUAACAUGGGUUUCAUCGAUCUAUCCGGUGAAUCACUGAUUAGUUAUGAUCCUGCAUUGGAACAAGAAGCUAAUUCAUAUGAAAUGAUUUGGGGUACAUUUUCAAGUGAUGAUUUUUAUAGUUCACAAGCAAUCAAUACAUUGGUAGCCGUUAUGAAAGAUCCACAAGCAAGUAGCCAACAUACAAUGGCCGUUCAGGCUAUGGCUUUCAUUUUUAAUGUUCUCAAAGUUCGUUCAGUACCAUAUCUGCCAAGCAUUCUACCACCAUUCAUCAAUAUUAUUCGAACUGGUGAUCCAAAAAUCCGUGAAUUUCUUCUACAACAAUUAGGACGAAUUAUAUCGGCCGUGAAAAAACAUAUCCGAUCCUAUUUGGAUGAUAUAUUCAAAGUACUACGUGAAUUAUGGACAACAAAUAAUUCAACAAUGCAAUUAACAUUGUUCAAUGUUGUCGAUCAGAUUGUAUUAGCACUUGGUUCAGAAUUUCGUAAUUAUGUUCCACAUUUGAUACCACAUAUAUUGAAAGUAUUCAAUCAUGAUGCUAGUCCACAAAAAGAAGUGACAAUGAAACUAUUAUCUGCAUUACAAAAUUUUGGCAUCACACUUGAAGAUUAUUUUCAUCUAUUAAUAACACCCAUUCUACGAUUGUUCGAUGUACCGAUUGAACAAAAACGUGCUUCUGAUCUACGAAUAUCGGCUAUAAAAACUAUUGAAAUAUUUUGUCGUGAUCUUUCUCUGAAAGAAUUUGCUCCACGUAUCAUACAUGCAUUGGUGAAAACGAUCGAUGAUAAUCCUCAUGAUAAACGAUUAUUUCAACAAGCAAUGGAUACAUUAUGUAGAAUUGUAUUUCAAUUGGAUACUAAAUUUAAAAUAUACAUAUCAUUAGUAUCAAAAGUGUUGCAGAAACAUAAAUUAUUACAUGAUAAAUAUGAAUUAUUAGCGGAUAAAAUCCAGAAUGAUAUUUCUAUUGGUGAAAUAGAUCCAGAUGCUUUGUUGUUACCACCAAGUCUUGUAAGAAAAGCCGGUGUAAAUCGUCGUAAUUAUGAAAGUGAAUCACAACAACAGCAACAACAACCAGGUCAAUCGGAUGCAAAAAGAGCUACAUUGUCAUUGGAAGAGAUAAAACAUGCAUGGCAUCAAUGUUCACGUCGUAUUUCGAAAGAAGAUUGGCUUGAUUGGCUACGAAAAUUCAAUGUUGAUCUAAUUAAAGAAUCACCAUCACUUUCACUACGAUCUUGUUUUCCAAUAGCACAAUCUUGUAAUAAUGUUGCACGUGAAUUAUUUAAUCCAGCAUUCUGGUCAUGUUGGAAUGAACUAAGCCAAUCACAACAGCAAGAAUUGGUAACAUUAUUGGAAGAAACAAUGAAAGAACAAGAAGUACCUGAAGUUACAGGAAUUUUAUUGAAUUUGGCCGAAUUUCUUGAACACAUUGAUCAAGGACCAUUAAUGUUUGAUGUAAAAGUUCUUUCUGAACGUGCAAUGAAAUGUCGUGCAUAUGCAAAAGCAUUACAUUAUAAAGAGAAAGAAUUUCAAGAACGUCCAACAACAGAAAAUCUAGGUGCAUUGAUUACUAUAAAUAAUAAACUACAACAACCACAAGCUGCAUAUGGUUGUUUAGCUUAUGCACUGAAAUCUACCGAAAUUAAGGAUAUUGAAAUCAAAGAAAAAUGGUUUGAAAAAUUACAUAAUUAUGAAAGUGCAUUCCUUGCAUAUAAAAUGCGUUAUGAACAAAAUUGUAAUGAUCAUGAUGCUUUACUUGGCCAGAUGAGAUGUUUAGAAGUAUUGAGCGAAUGGGAACGACUGUAUUCAUUAGCACAGCAAACAUUUAACGAUGUUAGUGAAUAUUAUCAACAACGUAUGGCACGUAUGGCCGUUACAGCUACUUGGAGUUUAAAUCAAUGGGAUGAAAUGAUCGAAUAUGCUCGUUAUAUUCCUACCGAAUCGUUUGAAUCGGCUUUCUAUGAAGCGGUUAUUCGUGUUCAUCAAGCUGAUUUUCAACAAGCUCAAUAUUUUAUUGAUAAAUCACGUGAACUUAUCGAUACGGAUCUAACAUCGAUGGCCGGUGAAUCAUAUCAACGUGCAUAUCCUGCUAUGGUACAGAUUCAAAUGAUGAGCGAACUGGAAGAAGUGAUUCAAUAUAAAUUAGUACCAGAACGUCAAGAAAUGAUUCGACAAAAAUGGUGGCAAAGAUUACAAGGUUGUCAACGACAAAUUGAAGAUUGGCAAAAAAUUCUUCAGAUUCAUUCAUUGGUUCUUAAACCACAAGAAGAUAUGCGUGCAUGGCUAAAAUUUUCAAAACUUUGUGAGAAAAAUCAUCGUCUUGAUUUAUCAUUCAAAACCAUUGUUAAAUUGAUGGGAACGAAUCCGACAAAAUUAGUACAACAAAAUCAUCCUUUACCAAUUACCUAUCCAGAAGUUACAUUGAAAUUUAUCGAUCAUUUAUGGAAUAGUGGCCGUUAUAAACGAGCAUACAUUGAAUUGCAACGUUUUUGUCAACGUUUAGAAGAAGAGAAUAGUGGUACCAAUGUAGCAACACAAUUAAGUAAUCAACAGAAUAAUCAACGAUUCAAUAUUAAUCUACCAGAUGAAUCAAUGACCAACACAACCACAACCACAACGACGGCUGAAAUUAUAACAACAAAUAGUGAUUAUAUGUAUGCACAUAUUGCACCAGAUGCACAUAUGUCACCUGAAGCUAUUAAUAAAGUUCUUUCACGUGCAUACCUUAAACGUGGUCAAUGGGAAGAAUUUCUAUUUGAUUUUGAUCAUGUAUCAAUUCCAUCGAUUCUUGAAUCAUAUAAAAAAGCAACACAACGUGAUUUACAAUGGUAUAAAGCAUGGCAUACAUGGGCUUUUAUGAAUUUUCGUGCACUAAAAUUCUGUAAAGAAUUAUUACCCGAAGUAAGGAAAAAUAUUGAUCAUCCAUUAGAUGCAUUGGGUAAAUAUGGACCACGAAUGAAACCUAAAGAAUUUGCCAUCAAUGCUGUUCGUGGAUUUUUCCAAUCGGUUGCAUUCUGUCGAAAUGGUUCAUCCUUACAAGAUACACUUCGAAUUCUUACCAUUUGGUUCGAAGAUGGAUAUGAUGAAAAUAUACGUGCUGCUGUCGAGGAAGGUAUUAAAAGUGUAUCAAUUGAAACAUGGCUACAAGUGAUCCCACAAUUGAUAGCACGUAUAGAUAUGCCACAUGUUCCAGUUGCCAAAUUGAUUCAUACGCUUUUGACCGAUAUUGGCAAAUAUCAUCCACAAGCAUUGAUAUAUCCAUUAACGGUUGCAUCAAAAUCUUCGAAUGAAGCUCGUAGUGAAGCGGCUAAUGCAAUAUUAGUUCUGAUGCGUGUCCAUUCACCAAAUCUAGUUAAACAAGCUGUUCUAGUCUCAGAGGAAUUGAUACGUAUCGCAAUAUUAUGGCAUGAACUUUGGCAUGAAGGCCUAGAAGAAGCAUCUCGACUUUAUUUUGGUGAUAAAAAUGUUGAUGCAAUGUUUGAAACGUUGGAACCAUUACAUAAAAUGAUUGAACGAAUACCAAGUACUCGUAAAGAGUUGACUUUCUAUCAGAACUAUGGUCAAGAUCUGGCUAAAGCUUAUCAAUUAUGCCAGAAAUAUAAAAUAACUCAUGAUUCACAGAAUCUAACGCAAGCAUGGGAUAUCUAUUAUCAUGUUUUUAAACGAAUUUCUCGUCAACUUCCACAAUUGACAUCGUUAGAGCUGGAAUACGUAUCACCAAAACUAACUGAAUGUACCAAUUUAGAAUUAGCCGUUCCUGGAUCAUAUUGUCCACAUAAAGAAUUGAUUCGAAUAGCCAAAGUUGAACCACAAUUGAACAUAAUUAUUUCUAAACAGCGGCCCAGAAAACUAACAAUAAAAGGUUCAAAUGGACAUAAUUAUAUGUUCUUAUUGAAAGGUCAUGAAGAUUUACGACAAGAUGAACGUGUUAUGCAAUUGUUUGGAUUAGUCAAUACUUUGCUUAAUUCGGAAGAUGCAACCUCUAGACAGAAUUUAGCCAUUCAACGAUAUGCUGUGAUUCCAUUAAGUCCCAAUUCCGGUCUAAUCGGUUGGGUACCAUGUUGUGAUACGCUUCAUUCCUUAAUACGUGAUUAUAGAAAUAAACGUAAAAUUUUGCUCAAUAUGGAACAUAGAUUGAUGUUACGUAUGGCUCCUGAAUAUGAUCGAUUAGCAUUGUUACAAAAAGUGGAAGUUUUCGAACAUGCAUUGGAACAUACACCUGGUGAUGAUUUGGCCAAAAUUUUAUGGGUUCGUAGUCCAUCAUCCGAAGUUUGGUUUGAUCGACGAACAAAUUACACCAGAAGUUUAGCUGUUAUGUCAAUGGUUGGUUAUAUACUGGGAUUAGGUGAUCGUCAUCCCAGUAAUCUAAUGCUUGAUCGUAAUUCUGGUAAAAUUUUACACAUUGAUUUUGGUGAUUGUUUUGAAGUAGCGAUGACAAGAGAAAAAUAUCCGGAAAGAAUUCCAUUCAGAUUAACAAGAAUGUUAAUCAAAGCAAUGGAAGUGACCGGUUUAGAUGGAACAUUUCGAACCACUUGUCAACAAGUAAUGAUGUGUUUACGUAAAAAUAAAGAAUCAUUGAUGGCUUUACUCGAGGCAUUUGUUUAUGAUCCAUUACUAAACUGGAGAUUGAUGGAAGCUCAACCGAAAUCAAAAACUGAUCUGAAUGGUAAAAAACCUGUAGUUAAUUUAGCAACAAAAGAUGCUAAUACUAAUCGUCAUCGCCAUCAUCAUCACCAUACGGAUGUUGUUAAUCCAAUGAAAGUUGUAAUGGAUGUAGUCGAUGAAGAAGAUUCUGCACAUGAUAAACCAGGACCAUCUGCAGCAGUAUUACAUCAAGGCGAUGAUAACCAAGAAGGUGAUGACGAAAUCAUACAUCAUCAUCCACGUGGUCAUCCACAACGAUUAUCAUCAAUUAAACGUAUUGUAUCGAUACAAAAUGCUGAACAACAUCGACUUGAUUAUUAUCAUGAUGAAGGACUAAAUUCUAAAGCUGUUGCCGUUAUUGAACGCGUUAAUGAUAAACUUACUGGACAUGAUUUUGGUAACUAUAACCGUGUAUGUAGCGUUAAUUCUCAAGUCGAACAAUUGAUCAAACAAGCUACAAGUCAUGAAAAUCUUUGCCAAUGUUAUAUUGGUUGGUGUCCAUUCUGGUAAAAAAAAAAAAAA
Messenger RNA from Dermatophagoides farinae (American house dust mite), 8420 nucleotides. It is a transcript of the gene mTor, whose product is annotated as serine/threonine-protein kinase Tor. The record is from RefSeq and is a predicted model, not a curated record. Gene Ontology annotation, biological process: TORC1 signaling; negative regulation of macroautophagy. Lineage: Eukaryota; Metazoa; Arthropoda; Arachnida; Sarcoptiformes; Pyroglyphidae. Gene Ontology annotation, molecular function: protein serine/threonine kinase activity; protein-containing complex binding; protein binding. Gene Ontology annotation, cellular component: TORC2 complex; cytoplasm; nucleus.